Messenger RNA from Lachnellula hyalina, 1290 nucleotides. RefSeq names its product Acyl-CoA dehydrogenase. The transcript is spliced from 5 exons. Bases 1 to 1290 code for a protein of 429 amino acids. The record is from RefSeq and is a predicted model, not a curated record. Lineage: Eukaryota; Fungi; Ascomycota; Leotiomycetes; Helotiales; Lachnaceae. Gene Ontology annotation, molecular function: flavin adenine dinucleotide binding; oxidoreductase activity, acting on the CH-CH group of donors.
AUGGCAGAAAUUACUUCCUCCAUUCCCUUCGCAGAUCCAAGUUGGCACCAAGACAAAACAAACCCGUACUAUAAAGACAGCCAUCGAGCGUUACAGAAAUUCAUCCGCAAUUAUGUUGACACCCAAAUAGCACCGAACGUCGCGCAGUGGGAACAGCAGGGGUUCGUUCCUGAGGAAAACUUCAAGAAACAUGCCUCACUUGGAUUCCUUGCCGCAGCUGUGUUUCCGCUGCCGAUUGACCAAUUGGCUGGAAUAAAGCUCCCUGCUGGUAUCAAUGCAAGUGGAACUGACGUUGAAACAGAAUGGGACGAAUUCCAUGAUUCCAUACUCAUCGAUGAAAUGGCGAGAUGCGGAUAUCUGGGAACUGUUUGGGGAAUAAAUGGAGGAGCUACAGUCGGCGGUGCCCCUCUCUCGGUGUACGGAAAUCAACUACAAAAGCAAAAGUACCUCGCACCUUUGCUCCGAGGAACACAAAGGCAUUGCUUGAUGAUUACGGAGCCUGAUAUUGGUUCUGAUGUUGGUGGAAUGACUACGACAGCAGAUAAGUCAAAAGACGGAAAGCACUAUGUUCUCAAUGGCCAGAAGAAAUGGGUCACGCAAGGUCAAUGGGCAACUCAUGCAUUAUGUGCUGCUAGAACGGGUGGUCCAGGACCCAAAGGAGUAUCUGUGUUCAUUGUGGAUCUAUCAACAAAGGGUAUAGCCAGAACUAAGAUGGAGAAUUCGGGUGUAAAGUCCAGUGGCUCAACAUUCGUAGAUCUAGAUGAAGUUUUGGUCCCAGUGGAGAAUCUGCUAGGUGUGGAAAACAAAGGAUUCGAGAUCAUUAUGUCCACCUCAGCUUUCACUCAUGAGCGGUUGUGGGUGGGAAUCACAGCACUCCGACUUUGCCGAGUUGCUCUGGAGGAUAGUUACAAGCAUGCCUUGAAGCGCGAGACGUUUGGGAAACCACUUUUUGAGAACCAAGUAAUUCGCCAAAAGUUCUCCAAGAUGGCCGGACUCAUCGAACCCACCCAGUUCUUUAUGGAAAGUUUGGUCCACCGUUCAGUUAGAACUUCGCCAUUGGAAUUUUCCCCCCUCGCAGCGCUUUUGAAAGUUCAGGCUGCUCAUAAUCUUGAGAAGAUAUCAAGGGAGACACAACAGGUAUUUGGCGGGCUGGGUUAUUCGAGGACAGGCGCAGGUGCGAGAGUUGAGCAGAUUAGUCGGGAUGUGAGGGUUUUGGUUGUGAGCGGUGGAAGUGAGGAGAUACUGCAAGACAUGAUUACGAAGUCGCUGAAGAAGUUGGCGAAACUGUGA